Molecule: messenger RNA, 4506 nt
Organism: Dunckerocampus dactyliophorus (ringed pipefish)
Lineage: Eukaryota; Metazoa; Chordata; Actinopteri; Syngnathiformes; Syngnathidae
Gene: rasal2
Product: RAS protein activator like 2
Exons: 17
Coding region: 359-3979 (1206 amino acids)
Biological process (GO): regulation of GTPase activity
Source: RefSeq, a predicted model, not a curated record
GCUCUGGUGCAGGCUCGUGCACGUCUCUCGGGGACGCGCAGAAUAGCGUUCACUUCUAGCGAGUUAGUCGGGACUUGGCGGCUGCCAUACGUCCACUCUUUCCUGGGGACGAGACAAGACGUCGCUGUGGGUUGCUGGGGGCUCCAGGCCGCCAAGCUGACCCGAAAGAGCGGAACCAUGAGGCGGAGCCUGCCGGACCUCGGCAGUCCGGACUACCGGAGCGGCUAGCAGCUAGCUUGGCAAGAGCGAGCAGGCGAAAGUGUUAGCGCGCUUUGUAGACAAAAGUUAAGUUGUAAAGUUGUUGUUUGGUGCCUGGAAGUGUUCGUCCAAAGAACAAAAGUUGGACGAACAAAAAGUCAUGGACUCGGACUCCCUGACCGGCGACGUGGACUCUCUUCUGGUGGACCCCCUAGUGGACCGGAUCCUAGCGGAUACUGUGUCCCAGCAGCAGGGAUGGCUCCGAGUUUACGACGUCAAGGGUCCUCCCGCCCACCGCCUCUCGUGUGGUCAGAGUCCAUAUUUGGAUGGCGCUGUGUGGGAGAAGAAGUUGUGCUUGUUGACGGACAGCCAGCUUCUUGUUGUGAGCAAGGAUGAUCAGGUGAGACAUCAUGUUGUCUUCAAGUCAAGUCUGAUUGAACGUGACCUUUCACCCUCACAGAAGGAGGCUCAGGACGCAGCUAAUGCUCGCAGCCUCCGGAGGACCGUCAGUGUCCCCACGGAGGGACAGUUCCCCGGCGUUCCGCCAGAGGGCGCCACCAUGUCAGAAGUGCCAUCUGACCGAUCUCCGAGGAGGCGCAGCCUCUCUGGCCUGUCGAACUCGGAGAGGAGCGUCCCCGUGGACAGUACCAGCUCGUCUCCCUUCAAAGUUCCUGGCUUCUUCAGCAAGCAUCUCAAAGGGUCUGUCAAGAGGGCAAAAAGUCAAAACAAAGCGGACAGGAACACUAACUUCAGACUUCCAGUUCUGCGACCUGCUGACACUGACAGGACACAUGGACCUCCCAGGGUGAAGGAGUGGAUGUCUCAUGAGUCCCUGCUGAGCCCUGGAGGCGCACUAGAGGCGUUGGACCUCAACAUGGAAGACGAGGUGACGGUGAAGCCUGUGCACAGCAGCAUUCUGGGUCAGGACUUCUGCUUUGAGGUGACAUACUCAGGCGGGACCAAGUGCUUCAGCUGCCCAUCUGCAUCGGAGCGAGACAAGUGGAUGGAGAACCUGAAGAGAAUUGUCCAGCCGAACAAGGACAACUGUCGCAGGGCGGAGCAUCUUCUGCGGCUGUGGAUCAUCGAGGCCAAAGACCUGCCCCCCAAGAAGAAAUACUUCUGCGAGCUCUGUCUGGACGACGUGUUGUACGUACGCACCACCAGCAAGCCUCGCCAAGAUGGCCUCUUCUGGGGCGAGUACUUCCACCUGGCCGACUUGCCUGCUGUACACAGCAUCACCGUACAUGUUUACCGCGACAUGGACAAGAAGAAGAAGAAGGACAAGAACAACUAUGUGGGCCUUGUCAACAUUCCUGUGGAGAGUGUGACGGGGCGGCAGUUUGUGGAGAGGUGGUACCCGGUGAGCACACCUACUGCCGCCAAGGUCAAAGGGGGCGGGCCUUCCGUCCGUAUCAAGUCACGCUUCCAGACCAUCGCCAUCCUCCCCAUGGAGCAGUACAAGGAGUUCGCAGAGUUCAUCACCAACAGUUACGGGACGCUGUGCUCCGUGCUGGAGCCAGUCAUCAGCGUGAAGAACAAGGAGGAGAUGGCCAGUGCCCUCGUACACAUCCUGCACAGCACGGGGAGGGCCAAGGACUUCCUGACUGACUUGGUGAUGUCAGAAGUGGACCGCUGUGCCGACCACCACGUCCUCAUCUUCAGGGAAAACACUCUGGCCACCAAAGCUAUCGAGGAGUACCUGAAACUGGUUGGACACAAGUACCUGCAUGACGCGCUCGGUGAGUUCAUCAAAGCGUUGUACGAGUCUGACGAGAACUGUGAGGUGGAUCCCAGCCGAUGUUCCAGCAGCAACUUGUCUGAGCAUCAAAGUAACUUGAAGAUGUGCUGCGAGUUGGCCUUCUGCAAGAUCAUCAACUCCUACUGUGUGUUCCCUCGUGAGUUGAAGGAAGUGUUUGCGUCAUGGACGCAGCAGUGUGUGGCUCGCGGUCACCAGCAGGACAUCAGCAAGCGUUUGAUCAGUGCCUCGCUCUUUCUGCGCUUCCUGUGUCCAGCCAUCAUGUCGCCAUCGCUAUUCCAGCUCAUGCAGGAAUAUCCCGACGAGCGCACGUCUCGAACCCUCACCCUCAUCGCCAAAGUCAUCCAGAACCUGGCCAACUUCGCCAAGUUCGGGAACAAGGAAGAGUACAUGGCCUUCAUGAACGACUUCCUGGAGCACGAGUGGGCCGGAAUGAUGCGUUUCCUGACAAAAAUCUCCAACGCAGACACUCUGUCCAGCACGCCGGGCUUUGAGGGUUACGUGGACCUUGGCAGAGAGCUGUCCCUCCUUCACGCUCUUCUGUGGGAUGUGGUCUCUCAGCUGGACAAGCGUGAAAAUUCCUUCCUGCAGGCCACCGUUGCCAAACUGGGUCCGCUGCCGAGAAUUCUGGGCGAUAUUUCUCGCAGCCUGGUGGCCCCCACGCCCAUCCAGCAGCAGCUGCACCCUUUCCAGGACCACCUUAGCUCCGCCCACAACAUGAGUGGCAGCCUGUCGUCUGGCCUACAGCGAAUCUUUGAGGACGCGUCUGACAGCCUGACGUGUCCUGGCGGCGAGGUGACGGAGGCAGUCGCUGGAGGGUCCCACGGCCAGCCAGCCCAGCAUCAUCUCUGGGGCGCCACCAGUUUUUCGGACCUGGAUGAGCGAGACGAGACACAGGUGGGCAGCCGCAGUGUCUCUAUGGGGGACCUGCAGGAUGCUCAGAGGAUGCCUGAUGCCCCGCCCAGUGUCAACAGGGCGGGCUCUCAGGCCUCUGUAGCCCCCGCAAUCCCCUCCGAGUUGGUGGUGCACCACAGCAAAGCUCCGCCCAGAGACGCUCAACCGCAGAGCGCACCGCAGGCCAGGCGUCCGCUGCAGCCUCCAGUCAAGCAUCAACGCAGUCUGCAGCCACUUUCAUUCCAGAACCCUGUCUACCACCUGAGUAACCCCACCCACUCCGCAUCCAGCUCAGAGAACUUGAGCAGCGCAAGCUCGGAUGGCGAACGGCUAGGGGUGAAAGAUCAGGUGGCGUCUGACAGCAGCUUGGACGGGUCGGGCAGCAGGCGCAGUGCUCGCAGCUCCACGCCGUGCUGUCGCAGGCCCCCUGACCUCCCGCUGAGUGCUGCCACAGCCAUUGCCGUACCUCGGCAGGGCACGGCGACGACGGGCACAGCCCACAUCGUGAAGGUGGAGCAGCAGAGCCGGGGAGGGGGCGGGUCCAGGACACAGUGUGCCUCACGUCGCAGCAGCACCAACACGGAGCUGACGCCCACCACCAACCCAGCGUCCCCUUGCUGCGCUGACACCAUGGCUCCGCCUCCAAGGGGCAGUACCAAACAGCAGGUGGCGUCUCCGGUGGAAGCGGAGUCGGCGGCCAUGUCUCCUGUGGAGAGGACAGCAGCUUGGGUACUCAAUAACAGUCAGUACCAGGAGGACCACCUUGAUGACGAGGAAGGAGGGGGGCGGAGCCGUGAUGAGGGAAAGAAUUCUGAGAAGUACGAGCUGGAGAUCUGGCGGCUGAAGGAGCGUUUGCGGGCGUCAGGGCGACGCCUGGAGGAGUACGAGCGCCGUCUAGUCGCCCAGGAACUCUCCAUGAAGACGCUUCUCCUUGACUACAAGUCACGACUCGACGACAGUGAGGAACGACUCAGGCAUCAGCAAGAAGAGAAGGACGCGCAGAUGAAGAACAUCCUUUGCAGGCUCAUGGCAGUGGAGGAGGAGUUAAAACGUGACCACGCAGAGAUGCAAACGGUGAUUGAAGCUAAACAGGAAGUCAUUGACGCUCAGGUCAGUAACGGAUCAAAAUAAACAAAGCAGGCAAGUAAUUGAAAUCCCACCCCCUUCCUGCAUGCCUCCAACCUGUUCAGCCAAUCACAGAGCAGCCUAGUGGCGAGUGUCAUGUUGGUUGAACACGUUUCAGGUGUGUGGGCUUGUUCUUUUGUGUUUGGCCCCGCCCACCUCAGAUGGUCAGCUUGACUUGUAUUGCUUUCUAGUUUGUUUUGACUAUUUAAGUUACUUCCUUUCGGGUCCAACCACAUCGCAGCAGAUAAAGAUGCGUUCAGGAUCUCUGAGGAAAAAGGAAAACAAAUUUGUCUUUUAGUUGCGAUGAGAUCUAAACCUGACACUUUGUUUCAUCUGUCAGUCUGAGUCUUGCCAUGCCCUCUCGUGUCCUUUGUCCAAUCAGGAGAAGCGGAUCCACUCUCUGGACGCAACAAACUCACGUCUGAUGGCGGCGCUGACGCAAGUGAAAGAGCGUUACGGCUCGGCCAACCUCCGAAACAGCCUGUCGCCCGGCAACCCCACGAAGCUGUCCAUCACUGAGAACGGAGAGUUCA